CCCUCCCUCCAAGCCGCAUCCCCAGAUAACGGCGCUGGGAGUGCCUUGCGAAGUGCUAAAAUUGCCAGCCUGGACGCCCUCUGGACUCCGGCCCUGGGUUUUUGCCUACUGGCCAGACUGUCUAGUGUCUCGCGCUGGGGCUCGUCUUUGCCUAGAUGGGCCAGAAAGAGGCAUCCUUCGUGGGGACAGCAGCCGGUGCUGCGCCUCUGAUUCGCUCAUGGUGGCGGCUGUUACAUGGGGAGCGCUGCUGACGCAGGCAGAGACGAUCUGUCGAGGCAGCCCUAUGGUUCGCAUCGAGACGAGGCCUGGACUAAGUGGUCGCGUCUGGUCCGUGAUCUGGCACCAUCCUGAUAUGGCCUCGCUGCCUGUCAACGCCGCCAGACGCGGUACUCGCAGACGAAGAAGGGUCUGGAAGUGGAGGGAUGGAGAGACAACCUCUUUUUCCCUGCCUGAGGCGACAUGGGCGACCACAGCGCAUCCGAUUUGGGGCUUCAGUAAGCGCCAGCUGAAUGUCCGUCAUCGUCUCAUUGAGCCAAGGGGAGCCCCCCUGGAAGGUUGUGCCUUAAAUCUCUGAUCCGGCGGGACGGCUCGCAUUAGCACAGCGCCUAUGGAGGCAGGAAAUACCAAAGAAGAGCAUGUUGCUGUUUAUCCUAAUUUCAUUUGUGUCAGUUGAUCCCAAAAAACACGACCUGAAGCAGCGAUACCGGUUA
Molecule: messenger RNA, 710 nt
Organism: Trichoderma asperellum CBS 433.97
Lineage: Eukaryota; Fungi; Ascomycota; Sordariomycetes; Hypocreales; Hypocreaceae
Source: RefSeq, a predicted model, not a curated record